Molecule: messenger RNA, 2001 nt
Organism: Candida tropicalis MYA-3404
Lineage: Eukaryota; Fungi; Ascomycota; Pichiomycetes; Serinales; Debaryomycetaceae
Gene: VPS36
Product: ESCRT-II subunit protein
Exons: 1
Coding region: 1-2001 (666 amino acids)
Biological process (GO): protein transport to vacuole involved in ubiquitin-dependent protein catabolic process via the multivesicular body sorting pathway
Cellular component (GO): late endosome membrane; ESCRT II complex
Molecular function (GO): ubiquitin binding; phosphatidylinositol-3-phosphate binding
Source: RefSeq, a predicted model, not a curated record
AUGACCUCCACUUGGUUGAAUAUAUGGCAGACAGUGCUAAUUAACAGGAGUAGCCGGCCAAUUUUGCAAGAUAACGAAUAUAAUAUCUACAUCAAAGACAACGUUGGUUUAUAUCAAGGUAGAUCAAAAAUACUAAAUCACCAAAAUGGGAGGAUUUAUUUAACCAAUAAAAGGUUGAUUUAUUUUGAUAAUGAUAAUGUUAAGAAUUGUAUUGCCGUUGAAUUGUCAUUGUUUAAGAAAGCAAAUCUCGUGGUUGGAUAUUUCAGAAGAUCGCCAAAGGUGACACUUUACAUCAAGACGGGCACAACAACAACAACAGCAGGUGAUGGUGAAACAGAAGAAAACAAUUUGUCCAAUGUAGUUACUACACUUGAUUGGGCUUGUAAGAUAUGUUCAUUUAACAAUCACAUCCUUUCUAAUUUCAAGAUUGACGAAGAGGAACUACCGAAAUGUACGUCCUGCGGUAUUCGACCUUCAAAAGCAUUUCUUACAAGCAUCCUAAAAGACGGAAAUAAACCGAAAGAAAUAGAACUAACACCAGAAUCAAUGACUCCCGAGCCUCAACCAAUGACCACUUCUAGUGAUCAAUGCCCCAAAUGUACUUUUAUAAACCAUCCAGCAUUGAAUUUUUGUGAAAUGUGUGGUACUGAACUUAAACAGCCUAAUUCAAGCCGAGGAUUCACAGUGAAGAAUAUCACAGGAAGUUUGAGUAAUGUCUCAAUUAACUCUAAUCCAUUGAAUUUAAAAUUAGAAAGUGGUGAAGAAACGUAUACGAAUAACCAACCAUAUAUUAAGAUAAGUUUUAGAAAAGGUGGCGAGGGUAAGUUCUACGAGGAGGUUGGUAAAAUAUUGGAUGAUAUAAAAUGGAAGGAGUUGGAAGAAAGAGGUGGAAUUAAUAAAAAUGCAAUUAAAUUGGCCACUCCGGAUCCCAAGCCUGAACUACCUAAAAAGACAGGAGGCGCUGGUAUUCAUGCUUUAGAACAGCUUGAAGAGUUACAAAGAAAACAGAAUGAAAUUAUUUUGUCGUCUUCGUUAGAUGAUUUGGAACAGUUGAUGUUUAAAUAUCAAGAUUUAAUUAAAUUGUCUACCUCAUUCAACAAGUUGGUUAAACAACAACCAGCAAGUAUCACCAAACCAGUCAUUCCUGCGUUAAAUAUCAAAAAGACCUCCUCAUUAUAUCAUCAGGAAUUGAGUCGACAUAUAAGUGAAUUUGCCAUUAACUAUAGGUUGACGCAAAAGACAUCCAUGGUUUCAUCGCAAGAUUUAUUUGCGGAGUAUAAUCGAUUUCUCAUUAAAAACCAAGGAUUCGGCAGCGAGCUUAUAACAAGUUCUGAUUUUCAAAAAGCAAUUGAUUUAUUUAAUGCUUUAAAUUUACCAAUUAUUGUGAAGAAAUAUGUUAAAUCAGAUAUUUUUGUUGUCUCGCCACGACGAAACACCAACACAUACGGUGAAUACAUUGUUGACUAUCUUAAGAAUCAAGAGUAUGAGUAUAAGCUUAUGAAAUUAAGGCAAGAGAUGAUUGAAGAAUCCGAUAUGGAGGACGCAUUAUACAAUGCGGUGAAUUACGGGAAGACCAUAUCCGAAAUAUCAAACCAGUUCAAUUGGUCCUAUAAUAUAACAAUUGAAGAGUUAGAUAAAUGUGUUGAAGAAGGAUUGAUUGUAAUCGACCAUCAUAUAUCUGGUACUUUCUACUACAUCAACAAGUUUGUAUUUACUGAUUCGGAAUGGGAUGAUUCCAGAACGAUUCAGGAAAUGAAAGACUUGAUAACAAAAGAACAGUUGGAAAUAACUAAUACCAUCAAAGAUGAGUAUUAUAAACAGAACCAAGACAAUUUAGUGGACUUGAAUCCUGAUUAUAAGUUUUUCAGUGAAUCAGUAGAUCCAGUAGAUGAAUGUAAAGGACAAGAAAAGAAUAACGAUGAUGCGGAAAGUUUAGUUACAACAAAUAUGUCAGAAACCACAUCACAAUCAUUGAAUGAUUUAGUGGGGUUAAGGUUUUAG